Messenger RNA from Talpa occidentalis (Iberian mole), 3979 nucleotides. It is a transcript of the gene ARG2, whose product is annotated as arginase 2. Bases 219 to 1121 code for a protein of 300 amino acids. The transcript has 8 exons. Gene Ontology annotation, cellular component: mitochondrion; cytoplasm. Lineage: Eukaryota; Metazoa; Chordata; Mammalia; Eulipotyphla; Talpidae. The record is from RefSeq and is a predicted model, not a curated record. Gene Ontology annotation, molecular function: manganese ion binding; arginase activity.
AUCCUGGUGAAGCUUCCCGCGCCCGGCCUCGGCCGAGGUGCAGUGACUGUCUGCUGCGGGGAUUCGUAGGGGUCCAGCAGCUCAGCGGACACGUUGAAAUGUGCUUUCGCUCCACAGAGUGAUUUUUAUUUCUAAACCAGAGUGCACCCCAAGGAGACAGUCCACAGAAAAGAAAAGGAGUUGAAUAUGGUCCAGCCGCCGUAAGAGAAGCUGGUUUGAUGAAAAGGCUCUCCAAUUUAGGCUGCCGCCUUAAAGACUUUGGAGAUUUGAAUUUUACACCAGUUCCCAAAGAUGACCUUUACAACAAUCUGAUAGUGAAUCCUCGAUCAGUGGGCCUCGCCAACCAAGAGCUAGCUGAGGUGGUUAGCAGAGCUGUGUCCGGUGGCUACAGCUGUGUCACAGUGGGCGGGGACCACAGCCUGGCAAUCGGAACUAUUAGUGGCCACGCUCGGCACUGCCCAGAUUUGUGUGUGAUCUGGGUUGAUGCCCAUGCUGACAUCAAUACACCCCUCACCACUUCAUCUGGAAAUCUCCAUGGACAGCCAGUUUCAUUUCUCCUCAGAGAAUUACAGGACAAGGUACCACAACUCCCAGGAUUUUCCUGGAUCAAACCGUGUAUCUCUUCCCCAAGUAUCGUAUAUAUUGGUUUAAGAGAUGUGGACCCUCCUGAACAUUUUAUUCUAAAGAAUUACGAUAUCCAGUAUUUUUCCAUGAGAGACAUAGAUCGACUUGGCAUCCAGAAGGUCAUGGAACAGACAUUCGAUCUGCUAAUUGGCAAACAACAAAGGCCAAUCCACCUGAGUUUUGACAUUGACGCCUUUGACCCUUCACUGGCUCCAGCCACAGGCACCCCUGUUGUAGGGGGACUGACCUACCGAGAGGGCAUGUAUAUCACUGAGGAAAUCCAUAGUACUGGGUUGCUGUCAGCACUGGAUCUUGUUGAAGUUAAUCCUCGGUUGGCUGCUUCUGAGGAAGAGGUCAAGGCUACAGCCGGCCUGGCAGUGGAUGUGAUCGCUUCAAGUUUUGGCCAGACAAGGGAAGGAGGACACAUAGUCUAUGACCAACUUCCUACUCCCAGUUCCCCAGAUGAGUCAGAAAGUAAGGAACGUGUGAGAAUUUAGGCAAUACUGUGCUGUCACAGUAGGCAUUCAGAGUUGAGGUAUUUGAGGGGAUAGUAAGUGGUCACCUGGGUCAAUACUGCCUUAAUGAGAACAUUUGUGCAUUCCCAAAAUUGUAAACUCUCCUCUCCCUCUCCAUUUUGGUGACCAAUGCACUACUGUAAAUGUAUUUGUUUUUAUUUGCAGUUCAUGGGGCACUGAUAUGUUGGAGUACUAUGUAAAUUUAAAGAAGUCAUAAACAACAUUUAUUACCUUGGUAUAUCAUACUGGUCUUGUUGCUGUUCUUCACAGUUCACUGGGUUUUCAUCUUCCCUCCCUCCACCCACAGUCAGGCCACACAGUGCAUCCUUGAGCUGUUAGCUCACAGCAGCAAUAUGGUUUCAUCUCUAACACCGUUCAUUCACAGGGUCAAAGUUCUGAUCCACAAACUCCUCCCUGUAGAAGCUCAAUGCUUACGAAAAAAUUUGUAAUAAACCAGGCCUCCCAGGAUGACUGCCUCCAAUAAGAUGACGAUGGAAAGUAGCAGCUUGUUGGUUAUCACUCUACAAAGAGAAGCAAAGUGGGGAGUGGUCAGAAGGCUGGACAGCAUUUUCUUUCCUCUUUAAUCUUAAGAGGACUUUCACCCACCUGGGACCAAGAUCCGAUAUUGUGAAGCCGGCCUGAGCUUUUGUCUGAUCACAUGGCCUCUUAGCAGUAAGUAUCUUAAAAGGUACUUUAGCUAUAACUUAAGGAUAACACUAUCUACCUCACAGAAAUGUUGAAAUCUGGGAUGAUACCAAAGCAUAAAAAUUGGUUUCUUAGUUCUAAAAUGUCUUCACAUAGUAGUUGCUUCCUCACUUUAAAAAUAGCUUUAUAGCUUUUCUAGGAAGGUUAGUUAAAGAAAAGAUUAAAAAGUGAUUUUUGAAAUUGGGGUGAAUUCUAUUUCAGAACAACGAAUACAAGAUUUGCUAGCCAGACAGAGCUGCAUCAGUUACAUAUUACAGCUGUGAGCGCAUAGUGGGAAGAGUCUGUAUGUAGCAAGCUCUAUUGCUGAAAUCCAGUUCAGGAUGGGUCCUGCUUUAGGAUAAGGAACUAGAAGAAUGGUAGCCUCUUUUAAUCUCUUCCAAACUUAUCUUUCACAUGCCCACCCCUGCCCCAUAGCUACUUCUAUUAAAAAAGGUAGUAAAAAAUUGAUGCUCCUAUACUUUUUUUAUUACAAAGAAUCCAGUGUCUGGUUCUCAGGUUCACUCUAAAUUGAAAGUUUCCCCCUACUUCACACUAUUUAGGAAAAGCCGGCACUCCUGGUAGUUCUAUCAGUUGUAGUUUUUAGUUCAUUUACACUAUCUACUUCCUUCAAAGUCAGCCUCAAUCGUAUCACCUCCAAGAUCCCAUCUGGCCCUGAUUCUGUUACUGUCAGCACUUACCUAAGUUAACUCCAUGCUAACAACACGAAACUCCUAGAUAAAAGGCUGACUCCCAUGAAGGGCAAGCAGAGUCAAAGUCAAAUACUAAGUAGUGGCAGUAAAAACCACUUUCUAAUCAAGUUUUUACAAAUAUAUUUCAAGGAUAUAAAACUCUAUUAUGCCAAUCUUGGCUUCUCUAAGGAAUAUAAGACCUUUCAGUGGUAAAAUUUUCCAUUAUUCCAAGUCAGAAUAUAUAUUUUUGUAACAUAGGAAUUUUUUCUGGGCUAUUUAACAGGACAAGACAGUACUUAUUUAUUCUGCUUCGAAUAUUUCAAGUCACUGUUUAAAGCUUUGACAUUCCUGGUUGAAAGUAUCCAAGUUAAGAGAAAUUUUGUGACUGUUUUUAAAACUUACUUUCUGGACAUUGUACGGAGAAUCUUUCGACUUUUGCUCAAGUUUUCACUUGUGUUUACCAGCUGAGAAGAGAAAAUAACAAUUAUUUCCCCCUUUCAAAGGUACACUGUAAAAAUCUCAACAUUCCUAAAUUGACAGUAUUAAGGGCUAUAUGCUGAAAAACAAAAAAAUCAAACCAAUUUAAAUGAUGGCCUCUGAGUAUUAGCAGAAACUGCAAAGGCUAAGAUAUGUAAGUACAAGUAGGCUUAGGAAUUAUUUUACAGUUGCUCUGGGUGACUAAUCUUCACCUUGUCUAUGCAAAUCAGAAAGACUUCCAGUAUACCUGAAGGUACUUUGACAGUAAUUGUGAAGCAAUGUAAGAUUUGAAUUUCAUCAGCCAAACUCCAGGAGACUCAUGAGUUACUAUUGUAGGCUGGGUUUUUUAAACGGAGUUAGUUUAAAAGAAGACAGUGAAUUGUGAAAGGAAUUUAAGCCUUUUAAAAAAGCCUUUCCCUUUUGACUGCUGUUACUAAUCUAGAUAGCUGAAGAAUAUUUCAACAGAUGACACCUGCCCUCAUUCUCUAAUGAGCUCAAAAAAUUGCUCUCCCACCUCAUUCCCUGGCUUUUAAAUUCAGUCAAUUUGCCUGGUAUGUUCAAAGUGAGAAACCACAUGAUCUGUAAGCAAGUUGACUUCUCCAUGGCUUACCUUGAAUUUACUUUAUUUACUGUAAUUUUCACUGAGGGAGGGAAGGGCAUCGUUCUAAUUUAUGGAGAAUUUCAAUUAAUAUUUUCCUAUCCAAUCAUGCUCAGCAAAAUAAGCCAGAAAGAAAAAGAAAAAUACCUGAUGGUCUCACUCAUAGCAAGAAUUUAGAAACCCUAAAUAAGGGACCAGGAAAAAACCGAAUUCUAAUAAAGAUCAAAAUCAACAAGCAACUAUAAACCAGAGACACACUAUGGGGCGGGAGUCGGAUCAAAAAGUGGGGGUGGGAAUUGUAUUGGGGCUAUAACCAAGAUGAAAAUGUAUACAUUAUGCAAAAAUGAAAAAUGAUGUAAAAAUGUAUAAAAUUUAAAAAUAUUAAAAAUACA